CGACAGCGUCGAGAUACACUGAAACGGUGCCGUGCAAUAGUAAGUAGUCAAAACCCUAGAGCAAAUAUAUGCACGACCUACGGUAUGUGGCACAUCCUUUCUGCUUUUCCAGUGAGGUCAUAGCUAGAGACAGCACAAAAUGUCGAAGCGAGGAAGAGGUGGAUCUGCUGGGAACAAGUUCAGGAUGUCGCUGGGUCUGCCAGUCGCAGCGACGGUGAACUGUGCCGAUAACACUGGAGCGAAGAAUCUGUACAUCAUUUCGGUGAAAGGAAUCAAGGGCCGCCUCAACCGCUUGCCAUCGGCUUGCGUUGGAGACAUGGUGAUGGCCACCGUGAAGAAAGGGAAGCCAGAUCUCAGGAAGAAGGUCAUGCCAGCCGUCAUCGUCAGGCAGCGUAAGCCCUGGCGUAGAAAGGAUGGCGUCUACAUGUAUUUUGAAGACAAUGCUGGUGUCAUUGUGAAUCCCAAGGGAGAGAUGAAAGGAUCUGCUAUUACUGGGCCCAUUGGAAAAGAAUGUGCUGAUUUGUGGCCAAGGAUUGCUAGUGCUGCCAAUGCUAUCGUCUGAGAGUGAAUUUCUACUGUUAUGAUUCAUGGUUUGUUUGUGGCUUUAGGUUAUAUGAUGUUCGGGAAGUAUUACUCUGCUUGUAAGGUUUAUUUAAUUUAGGACAGAAUGAAAAUGUGUCGGGUAAGCAAUUUUGUUUUUCUCUGUAUUUUAUUUCAUGUUGAUAUCGUGCACUUGAGAAUAAUUUGAUACGUGCCCUAGCAAAUCAAAGUGGUGAUGAUGGUCAGAGCACUUAACACUAA
This is a messenger RNA of Manihot esculenta (cassava), 801 nucleotides long. Its product is annotated as 60S ribosomal protein L23. Bases 140 to 562 code for a protein of 140 amino acids. The transcript has 4 exons. The record is from RefSeq and is a predicted model, not a curated record. Gene Ontology annotation, biological process: translation. Gene Ontology annotation, cellular component: cytosolic large ribosomal subunit; ribosome. Gene Ontology annotation, molecular function: structural constituent of ribosome; large ribosomal subunit rRNA binding. Lineage: Eukaryota; Viridiplantae; Streptophyta; Magnoliopsida; Malpighiales; Euphorbiaceae.